Molecule: messenger RNA, 2962 nt
Organism: Amphiprion ocellaris (clown anemonefish)
Lineage: Eukaryota; Metazoa; Chordata; Actinopteri; Pomacentridae
Product: proteasome subunit beta type-11-like
Exons: 1
Coding region: 923-2089 (388 amino acids)
Cellular component (GO): proteasome core complex
Source: RefSeq, a predicted model, not a curated record
UACAUUAAUAUAAAAUUCAGAAAAAUGAGUGUUGGUUUCAUAUUCGAUUGAUAUCAAUGUAAUUAAAGAUUGACAAAAUUGCUUACCACUAGAACAGAAGCAGUGAGGACACAUCCAAAAACGAUAUAGUGAAACGCAUUCAUUUUGAGUUUUGUCUGGCUUGAGAAAAAUUAAAACAAAAAGAAAUACUGAUUCCUUGGAGUCAUUAUGAAUCCAUUCAAAAUUUAAAGUUAUUUAUCUUUAAAAUAAUGUUGGCUCACAGCAUUUUAGCCCAGGCUAGUGCACUUGACAGAACAGGUGGCUGCUGUGAGAGCAUACACCCUCUGUAAUGCAGGAUUACCUGAUAUUCUGGUGUUGCAAGUCAACUACUUUGCAUUAAUUAUCUUUAAAGGGCUAGUGCAUAAGAGGGCUUGGUUAGAUUUUAUCUGCUGUGCAACAAAAAUGUUGUUUGAUUUAUUUUAUUUGUGAUUCUAUUAGGGAACUUUUCAUGCAAGUGAUGCAUCAAAGCGUAGAGUCUAACUUAAUUUGAUGUGCUCGAGCCAAGGCUUUGACAUCACCCUGCGUCCUCUUGGCCUACGCCCACACAAGACUUUGAAGAAAUCUGAUCUGAAAAACAACCUGAUAUCGCAGCCAAAAUUAAUUACCCAUGGGCUACUGACUUUUUUAUGCUUCAAAGUCAAGGGAAUGAAGCAUCGGUAAUGCUGCUGAUGGUUUGUUUUAGCGACCACACACAUGGACACGGACAUGGUUGUCUAUAUAAAAGGUGACUGCUGCUAAAAUAAACUACUGCAGCUCUGGGCAGGGCACAAAUCUUUACCAGACAAGUAAUACAAACAUUCGGGAAUGGAUCUAACUGCGAAAAACCCAGAGAGUAUAAUUUUUUUCUCUUUUUUGGAUAUAUAAAACAAAGUCCUCACAUUCAAUGGCUUUACAGGAUCUGUGCAAUUUCCAGGACAUUUUUCAGGACAGUCUUAUCCAACAGUGCUUUUUGGGGACAUUUGAAAAGAACACUGCGUGUGAUUAUGUGAGCAGUUUAUCCACCAGGAGUAGCACAAGUCUGUUCAAUUUUUACAUACCAGUGGCUGAGUACUUAGAUGAAAGUCCAAUACAAUUUGGGCAAAUCAGCACCAUCCAGAGCUCCAGUGCCAUUUCAUCUCAAGAAUCCAUCUUAUCACCCUCCUCCUUGCCUACAAGCCUUCCUUUUGCUUCCUCCCAGUCUGUGCCUCUUCCCUUCCCCAUGUCUCAUGGCACCACCACUUUGGCUUUCAUGUUUCAGGGCGGCGUUCUCGCAGCAGCAGACACUCGUUCCAGUUGUUCCGGCCUUGUGGCGUGUCCAGCCUCCCAGAAGAUCCUGCCCAUCCACAGUCACUUGGUGGGCACUACCUCGGGUACAUCGGCUGACUGUGCGCUCUGGAAACGGAUUCUGGCUCGAGAACUGCGCCUUUACCAGCUCCGCCAUGGCCGACGCUUGUCCACAAGAGGAGCUGCCAAAUUGCUUUCACACAUGCUUCAUCCUUUCAAGGGAACUGAGCUGUGUGUUGCUGCAACGCUGUGUGGGUGGGACGGAGGAGAGGUGGAUGAUGGAUGCCAUGCAGGUACAGUGAUUGAUCUCAGAGGUCAUGGAGGAACAACAAAGAGUCAAAUGACUGACCAGGAGAAGCACUUAGAUACCCCCAAUGAAAAGGUCUCUCUGCCAGAGACUCAGAGCUCUGCUUUUUCUGAGCAAUACUUUGCAAGGAAGAAAUUAAGUUUCUCCGGACCCGGUCUGUUUUAUGUAUGCAGUGAUGGUACUCGCCUGCAGGGAACGCUCUUCUCUGUGGGUUCAGGAUCCCCUUAUGCCUACUCAAUUCUGGACCAAGGGGUUCGAUGGGGUCUGACAGUGGACGAGGCCACAUCAAUAGCUAGAGAAGCUGUGUACAGAGCUACGCACAGGGAUGCAUACUCAGGAAACUGUGUAGACAUCUAUCACAUCACCUCAAACGGAUGGACUCGCAGGAGCAGAGAAGAUUUGAAAGAGGAAUAUUACAGAGAAAAGGAGAGGCGAAGACAUGAGGGAAGGGGGAGAAAGGACGUGACUGUGUCGGAGUAAAGACAUGAAACAAACUAAAAUGUCACGAGGAAAGAAAAGGCAAACAUAGGGGAGUAUUUUGGAGAGAUGUGGUAGCAUCUUUGCAGCAGAUACUAAAUUAAUGAACAGGACAGGCAGUUGCAUCCUCCAGGCUAUUUCUCAAAUGAUUUGGGCAUGCCUAUCGUUCCCUCUAAUAAACAGCUGAUGUUUUGUUUGCGGUGAUGAUAAAAUGUGUUCUAACAGCGCACUGCUGGCUGGCAUUUUGAUUUAGACAUUAAAACAUUAUGAAUCAUUUCAAGCAUGUGAGGUAAUUACUACCUACUCCUGCAUGUGGUGGAAUCGCAUAAACAGGGAGAAGCUGAAAAUGGAUAAUCCAAAAAAUCUAAAUGUCUGGAGGCUGAAGGUCAUAAUGGAUUGCCAUGUGCGAGGGAACACAUUGAGCUGUAGCAAUAAACAGGCUGAAAACUUGAUUUGUGUCUGCUGUCGGAUUACUUCUGAAGUUUCUUUGACACUUCAAUAAAUUAAUGAAUAAAAGAAAUUUUGCUGAACGUGCCUGUUCAUUUUGUUUGAGCGCUGCAGUCGUAAAUUAGACAUACUAGAAAUUAUUCAAACGACAGUGAGUCUGCAAAGGAUUUUACAGAGCUGCCCAGCGCUUGGCCACACCUUCUCAAACUUUAGCGAAGAUACUAAUAGUGUGGCGAUGGACGGUUUCCAGGGCAACACAACACCACCGCAUGAGAGUAGUUUUACAGCAUAUGUGUUACACUACAUGUCAAAAUGCUUGAGCGGUGCAUGAAGUCGUGUCUCUACAUGCGGAUAUGAUGAGUUAAUUCCUGAGUAUCGAAGUAUAUUGUAUGUGACGCAGGUUUUAAUGGCUCACAUGUGCAUAUGUGU